This is a messenger RNA of Kogia breviceps (pygmy sperm whale), 2368 nucleotides long. Its product is annotated as paraneoplastic antigen Ma6E-like. Lineage: Eukaryota; Metazoa; Chordata; Mammalia; Artiodactyla; Physeteridae. The record is from RefSeq and is a predicted model, not a curated record.
UUCAGCAGUCUGUGCACACCUGUUGGAUCGCUUCCCCCCACCCUCAGGUCCUCGGAGAUGGCGAUGGCUCUGGCGAUACUGCGGGACUGGUGCAGGUCGAUGGGCGUGAACGCUCAGCGAUCUCUGCUCAUCCUGGGCGUCCCAGACGACGGCGAAGACCAGGAAUUCCAGGAGGCUGUGCAGGCUGCCCUGCGUUCCCUGGGCAGGUACCGAGUGCUGCGCAAGGGCUACAGAAAGGAGCUGGGGUCGAGGGUUGCCCUGGUCGAGUUUGCUGAGUAUAUAAAUCGAAGCUUGAUCCCCCGCCAAAUACAGGGCAACGGGGGGCCCUGGACUGUGGCCUGCCUGCCCCAGGCCCCUGAUGCUGAGUCACAGGAUAGACCCAGUUUCCCUGCACAGCCUCGGACACAAGCAGUGGUUGGCAGGGCAGGUGAGGCAGGAACUGCAGGUCACUCAGGAACUGCGGGUGAGGAGGAAGCUGUAGGGGAGGCGGGAGCUGCAGGUAUGGAGGGAGACGCAGGUGAGGGGGAAGGCUUAGGUGAGGUGGCAGCGGGAGGUGAGGAAGGAGCUGGAGUUGAGGCAGGAGCUGCAGGUGAGGCAGGAGGUGCAGGUGAGGGAGGGGCUGGAGGUGAGGCAGGGGCUGGAGGCGAGGAAGGAGCUGCAGGUGAGGAGGGAGCUGCAGGUGAGGCAGGAGGUGCAGGUGAGGGAGGGGCUGGAGGUGAGGCAGGGGCUGGAGGCGAGGAAGGAGCUGCAGGUGAGGCAGGAGCUGCAGGUGAGGCAGGAGGUGCAGGUGAGGAGGGAGCCGCAGGUGAGGAGGGAGCCGCAGGUGAGGAGGAAGGUCCAGGUGAGGCAGGGGAUGGAGGUGAGGCAGGGGUUGAGGGUGAAGCAGGAGCUGAAGGUGAAGCAGGAGUGUCAGACGACGAGGGAGCUGCAGGUGAAGGGAAUGUUGCAGGCGAGGCAGCACUUCCGAGUAUGGCAGGACCCGCGGGCGAGGCAAUGACCGCGGCUGAGGAAGCAGCUGUGGAAGCGGCAGGCGCCAUGGGUGAGGCGGCGCCCUGGACCCAGCAGUGGAGGCAGGCCUUGCAGGCCGUGCCAGACACCGCGGGCUCCCAGGAGCUGGGAACCUUCUCUGGGAUGCAAGAGCCGGGCCACGGGGAAGAGUCCUUUGAGAGCUGGCUGGAGCAGGCCAGCGACAUGCUGCACCUGUGGCGCCACGUGUCUGAGGGGGAGAGGAGGAGGAGGCUGGUGGAGAGCCUGCGCGGCCCCGCGCUGGACGUCCUGCGCGGCCUCCUGGCGGAAGAUCCCGAGCUGGCCGCCCAGGACUGCCUGGCCGCGCUGGUGCAGGUGUUUGGGAACACGGACCCCCGGGAGAGCGCUCGGCUGAAGUUCCUGACCUGUGCCCAGCGGCCCGAGGAGACUCUCUCUGCGUACGUGAUGCGCCUGGAAGGCCUGCUGCAGUCGGCCCUGGAGAAGGGGGCCAUCCUCCCGGCCGUGGCGGACCAGGUGCGCGCCCGGCAGGUGCUGAUGCGGGCCCGGCUGAACGACACGCUCCAGAAGAUGCUGAGGACGCAGCUGAUGACCAGGCCUCCCGGCUUCGUGCGGAUGCUGCGGCUCCUCCAGAUGACCGAGGCCUGCGAGGCCGCCCUGGCUAGCAGGGAGCUGUUCCCAGGGGAAGAAGAGGCCCGUGUGGACGUUGGAGUCCUGGCAGCAGCCGCCCAGGCCGCCGCGGCCCAUGAGGCCAUCACCGCGGGCACCACUGCGGAUGGCACCAAGGCCUCCCCGGCCGGUGAAGAUACCUCCACCCAGGCCGCCCUUUCCAAGCAAGGUAGCGCUGAGGACCACCCGGCGCCCGAAGAGGCCAGUGAGGCCGUUGCCGGCACUGCCAAGGCUGGCGAGGCGGGCCCUGAAGACCAUGGUGCCGCCAGGGCAGCCCCUGGCCCUGGGGAGACCAGCAAGGCCUCCGCGGCCACUCAGGAAGGUGGAGGAGCUCCCGGCCCUGCGGGCCUAGGUCCGGCAGGACCCACACAUGCCCGUGGAGUCCCCAUGCCUGGCCGGAUGGGCAGUGCUUCCCCGGUGGCCCCAGGAGGUCCUGGCUGGGAGCCAGAGGGCCUCGCCCAGGCAGGAGGCCAGCAGGCCGAGGAGACCCCCGAGGAGGGGCUCCAGCAUGUCCCAGAAGAGCCGGGAAAUGAGGACGGGGCUGCAGAGAUGAGCCCCCUGGGGUCGUCCUCGGGCCAGUAGGCUCAGCAGGCCCCGGGGCCCCCAGGCUUGGAGGCAGGGGGAGGCCAGCCCUGGCAGCCUCCUGGCCCCAUGUUAGGGGCCACUCAAGGUGCCUGGGCCUCCCUCCCGAGAGGGGACCCCUGUUCGUCAUCCC